Molecule: messenger RNA, 6480 nt
Organism: Mugil cephalus (flathead mullet)
Lineage: Eukaryota; Metazoa; Chordata; Actinopteri; Mugiliformes; Mugilidae
Product: dermatan-sulfate epimerase-like protein
Exons: 1
Coding region: 1038-4670 (1210 amino acids)
Molecular function (GO): chondroitin-glucuronate 5-epimerase activity; sulfotransferase activity
Source: RefSeq, a predicted model, not a curated record
UUGAACAGUCGGGAGGACACAGCGGAGACGCGUCCGGAGAUUACGCACAUACGCAGCCCUUCUUGGCAGAUGUGUGUCUCCAACGGCGGCGCGCACAUAAAUAUCCUCACGGAUAACGGCGGAUUUCUGUGUGGACUACUCAUCUCACGAGGAAAAGCAGACGGUUCCCGCAGACAAUCGGGAAAAUGUGUCAUUGUUUGAAUACUUGAGGAGUGACGACAACUUUCCUCUUUUCGGACUUAACUGCACUAAUCGCGGAAGAGAGAGCGUGGAGCAAGAAGAGGGGAGAUAGAGAGGGAGAGGGAGACGGGGAGAGGACGGGCUUUAACAAUGCAGUCGGAUCAAUUUUCGGAUCAGGAUUUGCAGAUUUAAACACCGCGGAGUUUGGCGUCUCUGCAGCGGAGACACUGGGCAAUGUUGUCUGCGGAGAUGCGCUGUUUGCUGAGGUUCACGUCCGUGGAUGUUGCGGCUCGUUCGGGCGGCACACGGAGCCUUUGGGUGGCAGUGAUUGGACCGGACACAGACUGGGGCUGACUGAUCUUUGUCCAAGAGGAAAUGUUUCGGGAAGGAGAUCAAUAUGAGUUACUGGCGAGGGGGGAGACGCCAGCCUUCAGCAGCCCCCGUAUAACCAGGAGGACGGAGGACAGCUUGCAGGCAUAAGGAUUUUAUUUAUUUUUUUUAACUCUUGGAUUUAAAUUCAAACCAGACCAGAAAGAUAUUUUCUUCCAACAGACAUUCAUGUAUAAUUAAUGUGUUUCCAUUCCUCUGCAAACUGUUUCGAGAUUGUUACAAGUGGAUAGUGUCUGCACUAAAGUUUUUUCCCUCUUUUUUUCUUGGUUAGAUUGUCUAAUGAAAUAUACAUUUCAAGGACUUUUGCCCACCUGAAAAUAUAUGUUAGACAUGGACUUUAACUCUGAAAUCACAGCUGAAGUAAUUGGAUGCUACAGCAACACUUCUGAAGCAAGAAUGCAAACUGUUUCUUUUUGAAAUACUCUCUCUCAGAAAAAAAAAAAAAGUGUUCAAAGGUGCCCAGCAACAUGGCCGGCAACUGGGUUGUGCGUUCAGUUUUCCUGCUGCCGCUGCUCGCCGCGGGAGCAGCUUUCUCGGGGGUCUUCAACGCCACGGACAGAGACGUUUUUACAGAUGACUUGCUGCAGGUCAAGCUCACACAGGACAGAGCGACGGAGCGGUGGAAACUCCAGUCAGCCGAUUCCCAUCCAAACCUGUAUUUUAACCAAGUGGAUGUGUUGCACUUGAGGCAAAGGUCCUCUGCCACCCACAGCCACAUAUUUAAAGUCAUCCGGGCAGCUGUUCUCACCAUGUUGUCUAAUGUCCCCUUUUACAUACCCCCUGUGAAACAUGAGGAGUUUACAAGCAAGUGGAAUGAGAUUUAUGGAAACAACCUGCCUCCCCUGGCUCUCUACUGCCUGUUGUGCCCAGAGGACUCUGCUGCCCUGCAGUUUCUUAUCAAGUUUAUGGACAGGAUGGCUGAAUACUCAGACUGGAAGGUGACCAGUGCACCGAACGAUGAGGUCCCCAUGGCGCACUCGCUCACUGGGUUUGCCACAGCUUAUGACUUUAUUUACUCUUAUCUGGAUGAGCGCAGGAGGGAUGUUUACCUCAAGAAAAUUCGGUCUGAGACAGCAGAGCUGUACGAGCUCUCCAAAUACAGGGGAUGGGGGAAACAGUAUCUCCAAAAUCACCAGACCACUAACAUAUUAGCCAUCCUGACUGGUGCAAUUGUGGUGGGAUCACAUGACGACCCAGAGUCGAUGAUCUGGAAACAAGUGGCGGUGAACUACAUGGAAAAAACCAUGUUCCUCUUGAACCAUAUUGUUGAUGGCUCUCUGGACGAGGGAGUAGCCUAUGGAAGCUACACAGCGAAGUCCAUCACGCAGUACGUUUUCUUGGCUCAGCGCCAUUUCGACAUAGACAACAUGCAGAACAACUGGCUGCGGGGACACUUCUGGUUUUAUUACGCCACCCUGUUGCCGGGCUUUCAGAGGACAGUGGGCAUCGCGGACUCCAACUACAACUGGUUUUAUGGUCCGGAGAGCCAGCUUGUUUUUCUUGACACGUUUGUCAUGAAGAAUGGAACGGGUAACUGGCUGGCUCAGCAGAUAAGAAAGCACCGACCCAAGGAUGGGCCCAUGGGGCAGUCGUCUGCCCAGCGCUGGGCUACGCUUCACACAGAAUACAUCUGGUACAACUCCCACCUGACGCCGCAGCCUCCUCACGACUUUGGCAAAGCUCGAAUGCAUAUUUUCUCAAACUGGGGCGUGGUUACCUACGGGGCUGGGCUUCCCAACGGCCAGAGUAAUACUUUUGUCUCCUUUAAAUCUGGCAGACUGGGUGGCCGUGCAGUUUAUGACAUUGUCCAUGACAAGCCUUACUCAUGGGUGGACGGUUGGAACAGCUUUAAUCCUGGCCACGAACACCCGGAUCAGAACUCUUUUACGUUUGCCCCGAACGGACAAGUAUUUGUGUCUGAAGCACUUUACGGCCCAAAGUACAGCUAUCUCAACAAUGUUCUGGUGUUUAGUCCGAGUCCUAGCAGCCAGUGUAACAGUCCAUGGGAGGGUCAAUUAGGGGAGUGUGCCAAGUGGCUGCGCUGGACUGAUGAGGGGGUAGGGGAUUCUAGAGGGGAGGUGAUCGUUGCCUCCUCACACAGGGACACAAUGUUUGUGAGUGGGGAAGCAGCGUCAGCUUAUUCACCUGCCAUGAGACUAAAGAGCGUGUUCAGAGCCUUGGUUCUGCUCAACUCGCAGACUUUGCUCGUGCUCGACCACGUGGAGAAGUGGGCCGAUUCCCCCGUGAAAUCGCUCAGCGCCUUCUUCCACAACCUCGACAUCGACUUCAAAUACGUCCCUUUCCGAUUCAUGGACAGGUAUAACGGCGCAAUGAUGGAUGUGUGGGACGCCCAUUAUAAAAUGUUCUGGUUCGACAGUCAGGGUCACAGCCCGGAGACCAGGAUACAGGAGGCAGAGCAGGCAGCCGAGUUUAAGAAGAGGUGGACUCAGUACGUUAAUGUCACUUUUCAGAUGACGGGUACAGUCGGCAGAGUAGCUUACGUGUUACAUGGGCCGUAUGUCAAAGUGUCAAACUGUAGAUUUGUAGAUGACAGUAAAAAUGGGGUGAGGCUUUCUUUAACCAUAAAUAACACAGAGAAGAUUGUCUCUAUUGCUACGAACUAUAAAGACAUUGGAGCAAGGCUGACUUAUUUAGGAUUUGGAGGUCAUUGUAAAGUCGAGGAUAGAUAUCAAAUCACUCGGUACGGGCUUGGCACACAACUCAUCCCCAAACAAAUCACCAGUGAUAAUCAGCUGUUUGACUUUGGAUUCACAGUCAAUGUGAUCGCAGGGAUUGUUCUCUGUGUGGCCAUAGGAUUUCUGACCAUGCAGAGAAAGUUUUAUGUUUUCUUCAGCCGGCUGAUGCGCUAUGUCCUCCUUUCCGUGCUCAUUCUGUGGAUAGCCGAGCUGCUGUUUGUGUCUAACAGCUGUGAUCAGCUUCUCUGUGGGGUAAAAUGGAAAGGUGCGGGUGCCAAAAACGAAGCAAGCAAACAAAUCAGACUCUAUGAGCAGCACCGGCUCCCCCUCCCCACCGUCGUCAUAACAGCCCUUCCCGGAUCGGGAUCGGAGUUACUCAAGCACCUUUUCUACAAUAGCUCAGACUUUGUUUACAUUAGGGUUCCCACAGAGCACGUUGACAUUCCUGAAACUGAGUUUGAGUUCGACUCGCUGGUCGAUGCCUGCGAGUGGUCAAGGUCAGAUGCCGUUCAUGGGCGGUUCAAAAUUAUUCAGGGGUGGCUCCAUUCACUUGUCCACAACAUUAAGUUACAUUUGCAAAAUAUUCAGCUCGUAGAGGGCAGCAGGUUCAAACAGCCCCAGAGAGUCGGCUUACCUAGGGACAGGAAGAAAAGAUCUAGGAGGAAAGAGCCAGGGUCUGAGCUGAAAGGCAAACUGAGGGCCAGUCUGGACAGGGAUGCGGAAUAUGUCAGGGAGAUGAGGCGGCAUGUUGCGGAGUACCCGAACGCACGGGUGGUUCUCAACAUGCGGAGCGGAAGCUGGACACUUAAGCUGCCUUUCAUUCAGGAGGUGGUGGGACCUUCCCUGAGGACAAUCUAUUUGGUGAGAGACCCUCGAGCCUGGAUUUAUCUCAUGGUUUAUAACAGCAAGCCCAGCCUUUACACGCUUAAAAACAUCCCACAGCACCUUUCCUUGAUAUUCAAGGAGGAUGCUGUCAAGGAUGGGUGCCCAGCUGUCGCGCCAGAGUUUAGAAUAAUCCAGACGCUGCUGUCCCGUUCCGAGACAAACCCUGUUUUGAUUCUGGCUCAUCUGUGGCUGGCUCACACCGCAGCGGCGCUUAGGGUCAGCGGAGGCCUCCCCGAGGAGUCCUACGUCCAAGUGAGGUUUGAGGACGUGGUCGAGUUCCCCCAGGAGACAGCGGAGACUAUUCACACAUUCCUGGGUGUGCCGGUGUCGCCCACAGCCCUCAAUCAACUCCUAUUCACCACCUCCACGAACCUGUACAAUCUAAUGUAUGAAGGAGAGAUCUCACCAGCCAACAUAAACGCAUGGAGGCAGAAAAUGUCUCGGAAGGACAUCAGACUCAUAGAGGACGUGUGCGGGAGCGUCAUGAAAAGGCUGGGUUACACCCGGUUUGCCAGUUAACUGCUGCUGGUCAGCUGAUAUUGAGCUGUCUUAUUUACUGUAGCUGCCAGUCACGUCAAGUGUUUUUUUUUCCUUUUUGUUUUUUUUUUUUUUUGCACUGACCUUAAAUCUUAAAAAGAGACGUUAAAAGCUGAGGGGAAACUCGGUAGCCUUUCUGAGGUUUUCUUCCUGUCCGCUGUAUUUGUUGGGCUGUGCGUAAGGUGAUGCACCGGCCACGCCAGCAGAUGUUUGUGAGGGAAGAAUAUUUUAUAUUAAAAUAGAAAGGAAGCAGAAAGGAGCUUAUUUUUCUUUUCCCCAAGCAGCCACUCUUUUAUUGAGUGAGACUUGAGAUCUUUGCUGUCUUGCACGCAGAGGAGAACCACUGAAUACAUUUUCUUCACGACAGUCCAGUUUCCAAGAUUAUUUACAGUACGUCUUAGUAAGAAAUGAAAAAAAAAAGUAGUUUUUUUUCCCACUGCUAAUCUGUGAUGUCAAAUAUGUUUCUGUGUGUAUUUAAUUAGUUGAUUGUAUUUCGGAAAGGGGGGUUAUUUACUUACUGGUCAUUUUUGUAGCUUCGGGGAGGCUUCAUCUGGCCAUCGUUCUAUCUGUUUCCCUUUAAAACUGUAAAAAUAUGCUGCAGCAUAUGGGCUGAAAAAAAAAAAGUGGUGUUUUGCUCAGUUGAUACAUACACAUAAAUUAUAUGGAUUGUAUUUUUUACUGCACCAGUGGAGGGAUUUUAUGUUGAGGCUCAAAGAUGUCAUGACUGUUUUGGGGGCUUAGCACUUUCACAGGACUCUUUUGAUUGUAUGUGGGAUUCAGUGCAUUUUCCAAGGCUAACUUUACUGUAUGUAGUUGAUUAGCUUUGGAAACGUAAAAACCUCUGAAGAUAUAUAAACCUCUGAAGAUAUUGUGUCUAGAAGAAAGAAAGUUAAAAGUAUUUAUGGGUUCCAAAGACACAUAUCCCAAAGGAUCGGGGUUGAAUGUGAUUAUUGUAACUCCCUUUAGCAUUUAUUGAAUUAGAUCAGAGGGAAGUGCUUAAUAGGGAUCAAAAUGAGGAAAAAAAAGGAAAACUGUCAGCCUCGGCACAUUUCUAGUCAAAGCUAUAUCAAACGCAUCCCCCUCAGCUACACAUAUUAAUCUGCAAAAAAAAAAAAAAAAUAAAAAAUGCCAUGACUGAGGCUUACCCUGCUUUUCAUUGCUGUGGGGAGGAAAUUUCCAUUUCCUGUGGUGGUCACACAGAUAGCCAAAAAUCUUUGGGUUUUUUUGUCUCAACGGUGAGUGAGUAGCUCACCGAGUGGGACACGAACGGUGAGAAUAGAAACAAAAAUAAAAAUGAAAAAAAGUCAGAGACCAUUUCUACUCUGUGAUGUUUUUUCGCUCCUUGGCCCGGGCACAAAUGUACGCUUGCUUAAACCUUUCUGUAUUGUAAAUGGAUCACAUGCAACAUGCAGAUGGCGCACUCAUUUAUAGACUCAUCUGUAUACACACGAACACAAAAGAGACCAUAAGGUGUUCAUUUGGAAAUCUCCAUGUUUCCUCAGAUAGAAGCAGCCCUGUUUGUUUUCUUCUCUAUGAACGCUGAAACCCUUGACUGGCUGGAAAACCCGUUUGAUGUUUGUGGUCUUUGAAUGUGUAGACUUGGCAGACAUGCUUUUACUUUGGUGUUGCAAUCCUGUUACCAACUCUGUUUUGUAUUUGCUCGUGGGGAUAUGGUUCCUUGCUUCUGUGGCCUUGAAUUACAAUCAUUUCUUUCUAACGGUAUUCUGUGGGCUCUGGGACAGGAGGCGGAGAUAUUGUAAAGAAAAUAAUAAAUUCAGAAAUAUAUUGGCAA